UAAAGAUAUUUAAUUUAAAGUGUUUUUCAAUUGAAAUAUUAUAAUGAAAGAGCUAAAUGUUGCAGUCCUGAUUGUACUAUGUUUGAAUAAAAUAUGGAAUGGUCACAUCUGGAACACCUUUGAUUAUAAAUCUGCCAGAAGUGAGGAACAGAGCAAGCCUAUUGUCUAUAAAGAAUAAUCAACAUAUUAUUCAACUAUGUAUCAUAUGAUAUAAUACUUUAUCUGCAGCACCAGUAGAUUUUGUGAGCACGAAAAAAAAAAAAGAGGAAAAACAAUUCAGAUAAAGACCACCACUGAUAUGUCCAAAUUUAAGGCAGCAGGAAAGUAAAAUUAAGAAAUAUAUACAAAAAAAUAUAACCUUUUUUUUUUAUUGUGAAAAUGUAUCAAGAAGACAAAACUCUAAAACGCCACAAAAAUACAGCUCAGCUUUUGAGUCAAGAGGAUGUUCCACCUUUCAUAGAUGAUGCCCAGGCUGAGAGUGAUUUUGAAGAGAAAGGUCUCACUGUCUCUGAGCACUUUACUUCCUUGGUGUAUGGAUUCCAACUUGAUAAACACUACAGCCAUGAAAAAACCAAUGCCAGUAUAAUGGAAGUAACUUAUAACAACCGGCUUCGACAAUAUAUCAUUCUGGACACACGUGGAAUUGUUUCCUGGAAACCAGAUUGGAUAGAUUCUAAAGUAAAACGAGUUCUGCUGUACCCAAAAUAUCAACAUCGUGUCAUCACUAAGCUGCAAUAUGUCAAGAAAUAUAACUGCUAUUUCAUUCUCGACAAAGAGUUUACUGUCAAGGUUCUCAAUAAGGAUUUUGAAGAGGUUUAUAUAAUGAAUUCUGGAACAAUAGGAGCCUCUUUUAUGGUAUUCAACUCUGUUACAGAUGAAUUAUUUACUGGGGGGAUUGGUGGAACUAAGGUUUGGCAGUAUCAAAGAGUCUCUUCACAAAUGUUUAAAGAAAUAAAACCACUAUCUGACUAUGAAUUGAAAUUAAAAAAAACUUUGCCAAAUGUUGGAGGAAGUUGGGUCCAAAAGAUUGAAGUUAACACUACCACACAUCAUCUCUACUGCUGCUCUGAAAUGGAUGUACAUGUGUACAAUAUGCGGGGAAAUCUUCUGUAUCGAAUAGAACGAGCCCAUACUGAGGCAAUAACUGGAUGUUGUUUCUCUUCACAAGCCAAGGUCAUUGUAACUGCAUCCCAUGACACAACAGUGAAAGUCUGGAGUUCAAUUGGUGGAUUGCUACAUGUUUUCCAUGAACACACAAGAUCUGUAUCCAAUCUUCAGCUCCACCCAGAAAACUCUCUUAUGUUCAUAACAAGCUCUCAGGAUGGAACCAUAAGAAUUUGGUCUCUAGAGACAAUGGAUUGUCUUUACUGUGCUCUUGUGUCUGGCAAUAAUAAUCCCAUGUGGAUGUUUUUUACUGAUGAAAAUCAAUUGGUCACAUGCACAGCUGAAGAGAUUUCUGUUUGGUUCCUUAACUACUUUGUUAACUUUUGGGGAUUAAUGCGCUCUAGUGUGUCACACAUGUCAUUACAAUAUGGAACUGCACCGAAAACUACAAGACUCUUGGCUGUCGGAGAUGAUGGAAGUAUACGUUUGUUUGCCCAAAAAAGUCACAAAAAGCUGUGUACCAUUCUUCCUCCUCCAUGUUUGUCACCCCUUGAAGAACUUCCAGGAUUUUGUUACAGUAGAGACCUGAAUCUUGUCUAUUUGCUUCUUUCAACUGAUAUACUGUGGAUUUAUACUUCAAGAUCCGAUCCAGCAUGUCGUUUGGCUGUAUGGAAUAUUAAGAAAAUUCAAUCAAAUAUCUUAACCAAGACUAAACAAUACUCAUCUGUGGCGAAUAAUGGUACAUUUCUUACACCAGCUGCUGACCUUGUCUCAGAAGAAAUAAGUCAAUGCAUAUCAAUUGGUUUCUUAUCUUCUCCAGUAGAAAUAUCUCCAGAAUCCAGCACAGAUUCCAUCAAUUCUGAUCAUUUCUUACUCUGGGGACUGAAGGAUGGCAGAAUUUUAUUUAUGGAUCCAAUAAAGAAAGGAAUCAAGCACAUGGAACUAAAGGCUUCAAAAGGUCCUAUCAUGAAGCUUCAUCACAGUAAAGAACAUAAUUCUCUAGCUGCACAGACUCAUGAAAGUGAUCACACAUUGAUUCAAAUAUGGAGUUUACCAUCUUUAAUUCUUCACUUUAGCAUCACAAGUGAGCAGAAUUUAACAGCAUGGACAAGACUUGAAAAUGCUCUUUUAACUGGACAUGAUGAUGGAGUUUUAACAUGGUAUCUGCUGACUCCUACAAAGGAUUCUGAUCUGGAAAAUACAGGAAAAUCUCCAAAACAUACUUUUGGCCAGAAAUAUCUCAAUACCUUUGGUCAUAAACAAGCAGUUAUAGCACUUGACACAUGCAGUAAAAGGAAAAUAUUUUGUUCAGGCAGCUGUGAUGGGAACAUAAAGAUCUGGGACAUGUCUGGAACAAUACUCCAAGAAAUAAUACUGAAUAUAUCUCUAGGAUCUGUAUGUUUUUUAAAUAAUAAAGCUGAUCUGUUGAUUGCCUUUAACAGUCAUAUUUUCUAUGUUCCUCAUUCGAAAGUAUGUCCUUUCAUGGAACAAAUCAGCUUGGAGGAUUCUUCUUCAGCUGAAGAUUCUGAUAUUUAUGAAGACUUCUUUACAGAGAAACAAAAAGAGCAAAAUAUAGAUUCAUAUUUGAUGCCAUAUGAUAUUAACGUUUCAAAACAUUUCUCUGAAGAUAAUUUUCCCGAACUGAAAAUCAAAGAGUGUGAAGAGCAAGAGGAAGAUCGAGAUUCAUUUAAAAGCCAAUAUAUUUAUGGUGCUCCAACAGAAAUAUAUUCAUCUCCAAAAGAACAAUGCAACUGGUCCUGGCCAUCGAUGUCUUCCCUAACAGACGGAGACUUAGAAAUGUUUUCCCAGAAUGCUCACCUUCAGUACCCACUGCUUACAGAUUCUCCUACAGAAUUAAACAACCAAUCACCAAGUGAAGAAUUAUCAUUGACACAUUCCAUAACUGACAAGUCAGAUGACUUCACUCUACCAACUUGCACGCAGGGAAUAGAUGAAGUAGAAGGCGAUACAAUGACUUCAGUUGAUGUAGUUGCUGAAAAUGUUUCCACAAUAAAAAAUGAUGACUUGGAUACUGAAGCAACCAAUUCUAGUUUUUCUUCUGGCACGCCAAUUGUUUCAUCAAAGAUCUCAUCUGAGAAUGUCCAAAUUGAUGCUUGUAGUUACACAAAUUAUAAUAAUGUAACUGAGGAGCCCAAAACAUCAUUGGUAACAGAUCGUGUUCUGACAGGAAGUGCCAGUUCAACAUCAGAAGACUUGAAAUUAAAAGAGAAUACAACAAAGGAAGAGGAAAAUGUUCGUGCUAGUCCUGUCGUUGGCGAUGUCAGAGAAGUGGGGAAGAAAACUAAAAUGAGGAGGACUGAAAGCUUGAAGAUUCUGCCACCAAAGACGGGAUUUAGUAGUGCAACACAUCUUGCCAGGAAGUCAGAAGAAAAACCAAAUGUGGUGCACAUAGAAAUUGAGCCAGAACAAUAUCACCACCCACCAAUAAGAAGGUCGACUUCGCUGACUGGAAAGAAACUUCACCAGAACCUUUCGGCAAACUGGAGCAGACUUGACAAUACAGAAAGCAUUUUACCAACUGGAAAUCAGACUGGAAAAUCCAGACAAAAUGUUUAUCACUCCAACAUUCAAAGAAAAUUCUACAAGCAAUUUGAAAAAUUUGAAACUGAAGGAAAAGUGGACACAUCAAAAAAAUCUUUAACCGGAUCAUCAAAAUCCAGAAUAGAAGCUAAGUCAAGAGAUCAAUUGCACGAUGACCCUGAUAGAGAGAGUAUGGAAUUUUACCCAUUCACAGAACCAUCAUUUGGACACAGAUAUUCUGAAGAUCUUAAAACAGAAUUUGAAAUGCGUUUGGCUCAUUUUGCAAGAAAAUUCUCAUGCCACAGUUCUGAGAAAACUCCAUGCCAUAUAUUAUUUGAAAGUGGUCAAACUAUUGAGUUUGGCAAAGAUUGGGUUGAAAGACAUAUUGAAAGAUACAUACUUCUCCUAAUGCUGCAAAAGUUGAGAGCCCAAACAGCUAAAGAGAAGCGUUCAAGAUCUUUAUCUCACAAUGACUAUAAAGAAAGAGUAUCUUACCCAUUGUUUAAUUCCGUUGUAUGGACAAACCCUGAAGUAAACAAUAUAGAAUUACGGCAAAAAAUUGGAUACUUGAAGAAUACUCUUUUCAAUAGAAAGCUCUUAAAACAGAAAGAACUGAAUCAGUUUAAAUUAUUAUCUCAACCAUCAAAUGAGCAAUCUUUCUUUGAUAUUAAAAAUCUUUUCGCUAUUGAUAAAUUGUUGUCAAAUGUAGAGAACAAAAAGCAAAGAGGCUGGAGCACGUCUCUAUUUAAAAGACGACAUUCAGCUAAGCAAAAAAGCACUUCAAUGUCUUCCAGUGUUGAUAGUCAAAACUUAGUGGACUCUUAUUAUGAACAGAAUUACAAAACAACAAAUACCAUCUACAAGUUUCGAUUUACAGUACACAGAAAUAAGAAAACAGGUGGUUCAAACUACAAAAUCCCCAAUCUUCCAAAUAACAUUUGGACCUCUGUACAUCCUCGACCUUUUGUACAUACAAAAUCAAUACCUGUAAAUGACCGCGAUUAUGAAAUUAUCGAAAACUCUGAAAAGAAUACACCGGCAUAUCUUCAACCAACACGCUUUGAAAAAAGAUUGCUGAGUGUGCGAUUUCCUGUAAAAGAACGAGAAUACUGCAAAUUAGUGACAGUGCAAAAUUUAGUGUUUGAACCCGAAUCUACUUCCGAGACUAAGUAGGGUUAGACGAUAAUUCACUUAAAAAAAAAAAAAAAGUAUUCUACAAUAUUUCUUUGGACAAUUCCAUUUAAGUUGAUCUGUAAGUUAUAGAUGUAUUUAUUAAUCAAAGAAAAUACUUCUUACUUCUUGAACAAUUUCCUAAAGCCUAAAAUGUGAAGAGCAACUUUCUAUAUGAAUUGAACAUGAUUAGCAUUGAAUACCACUGGUGUCCUUACUUGGCACAGCUUAACACAAAUGUUUUGUUUAUCCAUGCUGAUUAUCUUUUGAUGUUAUGUAACUGGUGUCUCUAUUGUGGAAAUAAUAUUCAGUGAAUUCCGAUUGCCUACUCUUCUUCAGCACAGCGUUUGUUUUAAGCUUUUGUAUUCACCGAAUCGAAUAUUUUUGCUUCCCAACUGUAUGGAUGAGAGUAUAUUGUCACUGUCACAUGAUGGGCAAGUGACUCUCAUAGCUUCAGGUUGAGCAAUGCCUUGAUGCUUUGUGAAAUGAAUUUGGCAGAUGGAAGCUGUACAUAUACCUGUAUAUCUUUUGUUGACAUAUUCACAAAAUAAAAAGCAUCAACAAGAAGACAAAUGCACAGGUGCUUUCAGAUAAAAAUCCCUUGAGUUAUUUGUUCUGCCCAAGUUACACAGACUGACUCAUUGAAAAGCUAUAAGCCAAAGCACUAUUGUUUAUAAAAUACAAUAUAUAUAUAUAUAUAUAUAAAUAAAGAAAAAAUUGAAAUAUCUCACUAGGGUGGUAGUAGUAUUUUAGCAGGGAUUGAUAAUAGAUAGCAGUUGUUGUUUAACCUUUCCAUUACCAUAUUUAUAGUGAAAUAACACUGUUACUAAUAAGCUGGAAUUUGGAAGAUAAAUUCACUUGAAAUUUAGAUCACUUCAAAACAGAGACUUUGUGCCACCAAACCAGUGGUUGUCAUGAGUGGAUUGGUAUGAAAGGGGUUAAAGUGAAGGGUAAGAGGUUUUCUUUUUUGCAAAUUCAUUGCAUUAGUAUUUGUCUCUGGUUGCUGAAAAAUGCAUUAACUGCCACAUGUACCAUCAGUGGUUCAUUGUAAAUUUCACACAACCAUCAUAUGCACCAGUGGUGGUACAUUUUCAUAUUUUAUUCUUUAUUUUUGACAUAGUUUGAAGGACAUGUAAAUAACAUGAUUGCAAAACUAUUAAAGUUUAAUUAUGAAAUAGUGUAAAAAUGCCAGGAAAUUACAUUUCCUUGUAAUAAAAUACGCAGUGUGACUAGAAAUAUGUGGCACCUCCAGUAAGUUCUAAUAACAGGCCAUAGCAGUUAACAUGUUAAUGGAAGAACUAGACAUCAACCACAUAGAGGCUUCCUUGAAAGUUCUUGAACUUUUCAGUAAGUUACUUAAGAAGUUCAAAAUCUAAAAACAAGAAAGGUAACUCCAAUAAGAUCAGUUUGAAAAUGUUUGGACACUAUAUACAUUUGGAGUGAAUCACGUCUUUGAAGCCAAUUGGUCAGGUUUCAAGUUUAUU
Messenger RNA from Octopus sinensis (East Asian common octopus), 6299 nucleotides. RefSeq lists its product as uncharacterized. The transcript has 36 exons. Lineage: Eukaryota; Metazoa; Mollusca; Cephalopoda; Octopoda; Octopodidae. Bases 379 to 4818 code for a protein of 1479 amino acids. The record is from RefSeq and is a predicted model, not a curated record. Gene Ontology annotation, molecular function: protein binding.